Macroventuria anomochaeta is the source of this 882-nucleotide messenger RNA. RefSeq lists its product as uncharacterized. The coding region runs from base 1 to 882 and encodes 293 amino acids. The record is from RefSeq and is a predicted model, not a curated record. The transcript has 3 exons. NCBI's taxonomy places the organism in Eukaryota, Fungi, Ascomycota, Dothideomycetes, Pleosporales, Didymellaceae.
AUGGCAGGAUUUAUCCAGAACAUCCUCUGGAACUCAGUCGAAGGCUUCGUCGAUGCCGCAAAGAAGACAGGCGGUGCAUACGCAGGCGAUGCCCUGAUCAAAGCAGGCGACAUGAUCGAAGGCGGAGGACGGAGUGUUGGAGGAGGCAUCGAAAGAGCAGCCACGGGUUACGGCUCCAAGCUCUCAGGGCAAACCUACCAGCCCUCCUCAGCAUCGAAGGCUCUACCCUCCACGGCGCGCAAACCAGCUGUCAAGCGCAGCAACUCGAUGCCUGCGAAUACCAAGCCGUCGGGUUCUGUUGCAGGCGGGCGAUCGAUCGCUGGGCCGACAAGUAACGUACCGCUUGGCGCGAAGAAGACAGUGGGUGGUGCGAAGAAAGCGGUUGGUGGCGGAGCUUCCAAGCCCGUAGGCGGCCUUGUUGGAGGCGCAACACGCAGCGUCGGUGGCCUCGCAGGCGGUGCAACAAAAUCCGUCGGAGGUCUCGCAGGCGGAGCCACCAAGGCAACAGGAGGCGUCGUCAACAACGCAACCAAAGGCGUUGGCGGGAUUGUAUCCGGCGCCUCAAAACCCAUCCACCACAUCGGCUCGAACGCGCAAAAAGCCGUUCCCCAGGGCCUGCCCAAGCCAUACAACAGCACCACCGCAGGCUCGAGCUACACAAACCCGUAUCCCACGGCUAAGCAAGCGCCCGUCAAGCCUGGCAUGAGCAAGCCCUUCACACCGCCCCAGGAGAAUAAGAGUGAGCCUAAGCCGUACCCGGGGACGAAUACGCUGCCGGGGCAGGGGGGUAAGACGCCCGUUAAGAGGACUUAUAAGCCUGCGCCGACGUUGGGGAGCCAGGUUGCGCCGGGGCAGAAGAUGACGCAUAUUGGAGCGUUUUGA